GUAUAUCUCUCAGCAAUCAACACACCCGUCCUCUUUCCAAGGACACAAUGCAAACCAAAUGCACGGCCUCUACAGCCCUCACUUGUCCCCCUGAUCGACGUCGAUAAGGCUUUCCGCCAGUAGAGCAACGGCAAAGGCCUUCGCGUCUUGGAAAUUGUGGAAUGCAAGGUCGCGCAGGUGCACCCACGGCCCCUUCUGCUGAGGGCCGCCUCGCCCGUCGGGCCGGAUGGGCCAGUCGAACAGCAUCUGCAGAGACCUCACGUGCUCCUCGGUGCCUGCAGAAAAACACGACGCAGCAUGAGGUUUGGCACUGUGCAUGGUGAGUGUCUGGUGCAGGCGCAUACGUGGAAAUUUGAGGCAUGAGGGGUCUGGCGUGUGCUCUCCAUCCAUAUGGUGCGCUCGGUCGUUCUUGAGGGUGCUGAACAGCUGCACACACACACACACACACACACAGAGGGAGAGAGAGAGAGACUUCUGCAUGCGGCGGCCCCUCAGUUUUCAUUCUCCUAGGUACCAGAAUGACGGGCGUCCGGUCUCCUUCGGCCUCUGUAUCUUGGUCUUCGUCGAAGACCAUCCUCGCCCACGAGGGGUUGCGGAAACGAAUGCGGCUGCUCGGCUUCAGAUUUGCAAUGGCAACCUGACAUUAUAUGACACAACAGAGUGAGGAAAGAGACAAGCGCGCCACUCUGUUUGUUUACCAUGGUAGCGGCGUCCAUCUCCUCUGUUUCCAUCUCUUCCGCGCUCGUCGCCUCGCCUCUCUUCCGGCCGGCAGCAGCGCCCUUCGCAGAGGAUGGCAGAUAGGGCGCCAUCCGAUUCACCUGGAAGUCUAUCAUGAACUCAUUUGCCGCCUCAUGGAGGUCCAUGGAGUUGAUGUGCAGAGUAGCCGACAGCCGACGCAGCAGCUUGCUGUAGGUCCUGCCGAACUCAUGCUGCAGACGUUGCCGAGUGGCUCGCGUGGCGGCCUCGCCUGAUGAACGCUUGCGCUUCUUGGUCUCGGGCAGGUCGCUGCCGCUGCCGUUGUCCUCGUCGUACGCUGGGCCCAUAUAGCCACUCCAGCCGACGGGAAGGCUCUUGCGGAAGGCGAAGUCGCUAUCGAACAGCUGCAGACAGACACGUGCAGCACAGCAAGGAUUGGUGUUGGGAUGGCGUGCAGUGCGGCUGGGGCGGGGUGGGUCGCUUACUUUGUUGAGUGCCGUGUCGACCGUCUUGGACAUGAAGUCAGCCCAGGAGCUCCUCUGGUACGUCGACACUGGAUGGAUGGACGCAGAAGGAUGGGCAAUCGGUGCUGCGAUGAAUGGCGGUGCUGGUGGUUGUGGGGUGCAUGCCCUUUCCUUCCUCACCUGUGACGUGGUGCGAGAACGUAUCUCCCACGGCAAUGGCCUGAUGGAUGAAGCCACGUGGGAAGUACAUGACGUCGCCUGAACAAGCAAACCGGCGAGUCGAUCCACUCACAGGUCUGUUUGUGCUGAAUUUUGGCUGAUCUCUUCGUUUGUGUGUGCAGUACCGACCAGGCUCCAGAGUGACGGCGAGUAUGGGAUUGCCGAUCUCGUGCUGCUGAUAGUCGCGGGAGUACUCACGCGGCAGUGGACCGUCCACACACUCAUACAGACGCCACACCUUGGAACCCUCCAACUGCGCCACACCACAGACACACAGCCAGCUGAUGUGGGCACCUCGGUCAUCUCAUGGAUCUUCCCAUCUUGUCACUUGCAUAAUGAAGACGUCCACAUCAUCGUAGUGCGGGGCCAGCCUGCAGGCAUCAGUCCAGCAGAGAGAGGGAGAGAGAGAGUUAUUUGGUGUGGUGAGCUGUGCUUUUCCUGAUUGGUCGUUCGUCAUAUGUACCCCUGUGUGCCGGCCGGCGUCAGGUAGCAGUUGGCACCCACCAGACAGCCGAAGAGCUCCUCUAGCUUCGCACAAAUCUUCCAGAGAGGGUCGACAAACUGCUGCGGGUGCAUCAGCUGCAGCGUGCAGCCGUCCCGCCACUUCUGGUCGACCUCCUCGAAGGUCGCCUCGCCGCUUCUCUCGUACUUGACUGCCUCGCCAUCCACAUACUUCCUCACGAUGAGGUUGCUCUGGUACUGAAGGCGACCCGACUUGCCGCCGUCCCGCCCAUCCAGACCAUCCUUCAGCAGACUAUCUGAAACAACGGGAAGGGGUCAGGCAGUCGAUGACCGAAAGGCUGAUGAAGUCAAGCGCCUGAUUCGCUCACCCAGCUGCUGCUUGGAGAAGAUGUUCUUCAAGUAUGUGUCAUCAUGGCGUUUGAUGCACAAGGGCUUGUUUGCCCAGUAGCACUUGAAGAACUUGUCGAUGCCGACGGGCUCGACAAGCCAUUGCAGCACAUCUGCACCCUGCAAGCGGCACGACAACAAACAGGAAGAGAGAUCAUCACACCUUUGACACCAAGAUGCUCUUCUUUGACGCAUACUGUUUGAUCUGUUUUUCUUCCAGGUUGCUCCUCUGCUUGUGACAUUCAGAAUGGAUGGAUGACUAAGUGAUGGAUGAAUCCGCCAGCCGAAAAGGGUGCAGAGGAGUGCGCGGUGUCGAGACUUGCCCCCGUCGAGAAUUGGGGACAGAGGCAGAGACAAAGAAUAUUCCCUUUCAUCCCUCAGCUUCAUUAUCAGCUAAAUGGCAACGCCAAUGUCCACGCACGCGUCGCGCUUUCCUUCCCUCGCCGCCACGUCAUCCCCGUUGCCAUCGACAGCAUCACCAACUGGUGAGCCACAGGCUGGUGAGCGGAGGUAACCACGUUUGCACUCUGCACCAACUUCUACUGUGGUACCUGCAGGGGUGAGGCCGCCAAGCUCUCCCGCAGCCGCUCCUUGACGGGAGGACAGCAGCAGUCGCCACCAGCGCGUCGCCGUCGUGUCCGUUGCGUGACAGGGGAAGAGGGCUUCCUGAGGUCCACCAUUAGCUCAAGACUGAAGGAAGUUGAACAGCGUGUGCGGGGCUGAGAGGUCGUGACUGUGGUUUAUGGUGAUGCCUAUUGAUUUAGCGGGGUGCAGUGUGGUGCAGGUGUACCUGGACCGCAUUCUCGCUGCCGUCGAGAGAGCCGCGGACGCUUCCUCGCCAUCCUGCGGCACAGGUCACAAAAUAGCAAAGGGAG
Molecule: messenger RNA, 3103 nt
Organism: Vitrella brassicaformis
Lineage: Eukaryota; Vitrellaceae
Source: the annotation of a GenBank genome assembly